This is a messenger RNA of Tupaia belangeri chinensis (Chinese tree shrew), 972 nucleotides long. RefSeq names its product olfactory receptor 10AG1. The coding region runs from base 7 to 972 and encodes 321 amino acids. Gene Ontology annotation, molecular function: G protein-coupled receptor activity; olfactory receptor activity. The transcript has a single exon. Gene Ontology annotation, cellular component: membrane. Lineage: Eukaryota; Metazoa; Chordata; Mammalia; Scandentia; Tupaiidae. The record is from RefSeq and is a predicted model, not a curated record. Gene Ontology annotation, biological process: G protein-coupled receptor signaling pathway.
UUUACCAUGUCCACAGAUAAAGAACAAGUUAAAGCAGAAUAUUCAAAUAUCACUACUAUGAUGGACUUUGUUCUUUUGGGGUUUUCUGAUACUCCUAGUCUCCAGCGGACUCUUUUUGGUAUAUUUUUACUCAUAUAUUUGACUAUCUUGAUGUGCAAUAGUUUCAUAAUAAUAAUUACAAAAAUAGACUCUGAUCUCCACACACCCAUGUAUUUUUUCCUGGGCAAUUUUUCCUUUUUGGAAAUCUGUUAUGUAUCAGUAACUAUCCCAAGAAUGCUCAUGGAUCUUUGGACUCAGAAAGGUCAUAUUUCUUUUCUUGCCUGUGCUGUACAGAUGGUUUUUGUCCUGAUGCUUGGAGGCACAGAGUGUGUCCUCCUGGCAGUGAUGGCCUACGACCGCUAUGUGGCCAUUUGUAACCCUCUCCAUUAUGCUCUAGUGAUGAACCACAAGGUCUGCAUCCAGCUGGUGGCUGCCUCGUGGAUCAGUACAGUUCCAGUUGUAAUGGGGCAAACAUGGAAGACUUUCUCUUUGCCGUUUUGUGCAUCUCACUCAAUCAAUCACUUCUUCUGUGAUGUGCCACCAAUACUCAAGCUUGCUUGUGGUGACACAGUUGUGAAUGAGACAGCAGUCAUGGUAGUUGCAGAUAGUUCGAUGUUUGUCAUGGUUCCAUUUGUGUUGAUUGUUUUCUCCUAUGGCAAAAUCAUCUCCAACAUUCUGAAAUUGUCAUCAGCUGGAGGGAGGUCUAAAGCCUUCUCUACCUGCUCUUCUCACCUGACAGUUGUAGUAUUAUUCUAUGGAACAGGUAUUAUCACUUAUUUACAACCCAAAUCGAACCAGUCUGAGGAAAUGAGGAAACUAAUCUCUCUUUUCUACACCAUUUUUAUCCCAGCUUUGAAUCCCAUCAUAUAUACUCUGAGGAACAAAGAUAUCAUGAAGGCACUGAGAAAACUACUAGCUAAAUUGUUACCAUGA